CUUUGGCAAUGGUGCAACAUCAAUUGUGCGAUAAACCGGACCACCACUCAUUCUUCACAUAACCAUUCAUGUUCAAAAGCACUCGAUUCAUUUAUUCCUCGUUUUGCCUAUUUCCCGUUCUUCAUAACAAUCCAUUUUGGUGGUGGCGGGUGAGGCGGCGCGGCUGCAACCACAGAAUUGAGCUCCGGCCAGGGUGUCCCCGGCCCUGGCGAGUACAAACCGGAGACGGGACAACCUCAAAAUUUAAAGAUAUUUAGCAUCAUAACAUAUUAGGCAGCAAAACAAGAAAAUAAAGGCCGGUUAGGACACCGGGAAAACUCGGUGGGAGAAAGCGGAGGAAGGUUUGAAAAAUGUCGGGUUCGCCGCCGCCGCCGCCUCCCCUGAUGAGGCCGGAAUUUGACGUUGAUAGGCUGAGCCAGGCGGUUCUCUGCUUCUCAGAGACAAUAUACCGGUCGAACGGUGUGUGGGAAGGGCCUGAUCCAUUGACACCCAUAAUUCCUCUCUUCCUCCUCCAGAUAAUGGUGGCCAUUCUCUUCUCCCGCCUUCUCAACUUGGCUCUGAAACCUUUCAACCAGCCUCCCAUCGUUGCCGAAAUCAUUAGUGGGAUUCUACUGGGUCCAUCAGCAUUGGGAGGAAUCAAGAGCUUCCGAAAUAUGCUCUUCCCUAACUACAAUUUCGAGAUAAUAGAGACAAUGGCCCAUUUAGCCCUUGUACUCUACGCGUUCAUGAUCGGACUCCAAACUGACGUCAAAGCAGUCCUGCGAACCGGAACCAAGUCCAAGGCCGUCUCGCUUUCUGGCAUCAUGGUCCCAUUCCUCAUAGGCACCUCUUUGUAUUACUCAUUGCCGCAUGAUGAGAAGCCGGGUGGUUUUGUAUUCUGUGGCGGCGCACUCACGGUCACUGGCUUCUCCACGCUGGCCAUCAUCCUAGAAAAACAGAAGGUUCUCCAGACAGAUGUUGGAAAAGUUUCUUUAUCGGCAUCCUUAGUCUAUGACCUGUCAUCAUGGGUGCUUCUUGCAUUAGGAUUAAUGACUUCGGGGAGCAGUGAGAACAUACAUUGGGCCAUUAUCUGCAGUCUUGCAUACAUGGUGUUCUGUGUGUAUUAUCUACGUCCAUUAUUGGCAUGGAUGGUGAGGAAGACUCCUGAAGGACAGGGGUACAGUGAGUACUACAUAUGUUCUUUAUUAGUCGGGAUGAUGGUCUCGGGUAUCAUCACAGAUGCUAUCGGGACGCACCCGAUGAUUGGAGCGUUUAUUUUCGGGCUUUUGGUGCCUUCUCAGGUUCUUGAGGCAGCUGUUCUCGACAGGCUUGAGGACUUCGUUAUGGGAGUCCUCAUGCCCGUCUUCUUUGUGGUCUGCGGCCUUAGAACCAACAUUGAUGUCAUGGCUAGUGGUGUGAGCGUGUUUACUGUGAUCAUGGCGAUACUCUUCGCUUUCGCCGCUAAGACGCUAGGUGCUCUUUUCUCUACUUGCUUCUCUGGCUUGUCAUAUAAGGAGGCCAUUGCUGUUGGAGUUUUGACAAACACCAAAAGUACCAUGGCUAUGGUUAUUCUUGAGAUAGGUCAAGUGCAAGAGGCUUUGAGUACUCAAACGUAUACUGUAAUGGUGGUUUCCGUAUUGAUGAUGACAAUCGUGGUGACGCCAUUGACGACCAUGUACCGUCCAUCACAGAAUUUGGUGCCAUACAAACGGAGAACUAUAGCAAAGGCAAAACAAAAUGAAGAGCUACGAGUCCUGGCAUGUAUCCACGGAACUAACGACAUUCCUCCCAUCAUACAGCUUUUAGAAUCCUCGAAUUCCACCGAGAAGUCACCAAUUAGCGCAUUCGGCCUCCAACUGGUUGAGCUCGUCGGUCGCGCUCCAGCCAUGCUCGUCGUCCACAACUCCAGCCGGCGAGGGGUUUGCAGAAACCUAAGCCACGAGGAGGUCCAGACGAGCCAAAUCAUUAGCGCGUUUGACAACUACGAGCUUCGUUCAGAGGGAGUCACCACUCAGGUUCUAACCGCAAGGUCGGCUUUCCCAACAAUGGCGGAAGACAUUUGUAAUUUAGCCAGGGAGAAACGGGCGGCCUUCAUCAUCCUCCCCUUCCACAAGCAACAGUCCCCCGAAGGUGACAUGGAAGAGACAAAUCCAGCAAUUCAGAGCGUUAAUGAGGGAGUGCUUGUCAACGCACCAUGCUCGGUCGGGAUCCUCAUCGACCGCGGGCAUUCUUACUCAAAUGUGCCUGCCCGGAACAUUGUGAUGCUCUAUUUCGGCGGGCCAGACGACAGAGAAGCGUUGACGUUAGGGCAGAGAAUGGCCGAGAAAUCAGGGGUACAUCUGACCGUGAUAAGGUUCAUGCCGGGGAAAGACGUUCCGGAAAUGGACCCGAUGGGAUUCUCCGGCUACAACAGAAGCUUCGUUAGCAUAAGCAUCGACGCCGACAAAGACAGAGAAUCAGAUGAAUUAUUUCUCAACAAUUUCAAAUCCGCCACGGCGGAGGACAAAUCUGUUACGUACGUAGAGGUGGUGUUGAACGAUGAAGAAGAAGCCAUCAACGCUAUAAAAGCCAUGGACGGUCGAAAAUACGAUUUGUACAUGGUGGGGAGGGGACGAGGGAUAGCGUCGCCGUUAACGGCGGGGCUAGCAGACUGGUGUGACUGUCCAGAGUUGGGCGCAAUAGGAGACCUUUUGGUGACGUCGGAGUUUGAAUCGGCGUUCUCGGUACUAGUGGUUCAACAGUAUAUGAAAUCGUUUAGAUCUGGUGAAGAAUCUGUACAAUCUUCAGACAGGAUGAGUCAAAUGAUGAUCGAUAGCAAUACCAGCAACAAUAACAACAAUAUCAAUAGUAACAGCACUAAGGUGGAGGAGAUGGCCCUCCGACGAUCGGCAUCUGAGAGUGAAUCGGCAUUCGAGUCAUUUUCGAGCUUUAAUGGGAGAGAUCACAUCUAAUCACCUGCGGGUUAAAUUUCUGAGUAAUUCAAAGUAUGAAACAAAUCAAAUUGUUACGAGUAUUAUUAUUACUUUUAAUUUCACAAAUUCACAAGUCAAAAAUUUUGUUAUCGCACCUCAGUUUUUCAUCCUGUUGUUCAUCCAUAGUAGCUUAUUUUCAGUAGUUGGUUGAGCUAGUUCUUUUGAUCAAUUCAUGUAGACCAAAUUUAUCAAUCAUUUUAUUUUCUCUUCGACUUUGAAAUGGAAUUCAUGUGUAGAAUCGAUAAGUCUCAAAUGAAG
Molecule: messenger RNA, 3209 nt
Organism: Cuscuta europaea
Lineage: Eukaryota; Viridiplantae; Streptophyta; Magnoliopsida; Solanales; Convolvulaceae
Source: the annotation of a GenBank genome assembly